CCCCACCCUAUACUAUAUCAUUAGGUUUUAAGCUGUGUGUCUGUUGCAUUCGGCCAAAUAACUUGGCACACGUUGAGCACAAGCGAUUAUAAUUACGUGCAAGCUAGUAGCAUAAUUUGCAACGUUCGGCGUAUAAACUUAAAAAACUUUGUUCUUGUUAUUCUUUUUUGUGCAUGUCAUUUAUACAGUCUUCAAAAACCCAUAGAUUUCUUUAUCACGCCGGCGCAUAUACACUUGAGCAAAUCCGUGGGUAUUUAAGUUGUUACGUCCGGAUAAAUUUAAAACUUUAGCUUAGACGCAUUAUCGCCGUUACAUUAUUAUAUUGUAGAAAGUAACAGACUUAAGUUUAAUUUUUGCUACAAAUAAUUAAAGGCAUCACAACCUAUAUGAAGAUGCAGGUUUUUACAUAUUGUUACGUUUUGAGUUGUGUGUAUGUUGCAUUCGGCCAAAUAAGAUGGCACAAGUUGAGCACAAGCGAGUAUUAUAUACAGAAUGGUAGUACCGUUAACCAUCAAGCUGCAGUUGAUUCUUGUGCUUCAUUGAAUGCUACACUAGCUCGAGUUAAAACAACACAAGUGCAACAAUUCCUCGUAAGCAUUAUUACCGGUACGAAAAACUAUUACAUCGGGUUAAACCGAAUCAACCUGGGCAAAACCGGAUUCCAGUGGAAUGAUGGAACGAAUGUGACGUCAGGUGAAGCGCAAUGGAAUGUUGAUGAACCGAACAACCUCGGCAAUAACGAAGCUUGUGUUCAAAUGCGUGGGGUAAAUGACAACAACCACGGUUGGAAUGAUGUGCCUUGUAACACUCCCUGUAACUACAUAUGCGAGCGACACAAAGACAUCACUAUUAACGGAUCUUCCGUGCAGUUUGUUUACUCCAGCAAAAGUCACACGGUUUUAGAUAUUGUGUACAGAAUGUGUUUAAGUGCCGCCCCGUACAAAGUAGAAGCAAGUGCUCGUAUGUUGGAUGAAAGUUUACCCCAUCGUUUCAACGUCAUCCCUAUCGAUAUUCGGUCUUAUUCAUUCAUAGCAAGGUUGGAAAGGAUCGACUUAAACAGCGGGUGGUCCACAUCCGAGAUCAAUAUAUCCUGGAUAGCUCACUUCAAUACACCAGUGCAAGUAAACUGAACAACACUUUGUCAUUUAUGUAAUUAAAGGCAGUAAAUGUUAAAUUUUUACUGCAUUGUAAGAUAUAUACUCAUAAUGAAUUUUUAAACGAACAGAAAUUGCCUUCUGUUUGUAACUCGAACAAUUGUUGUUUUGACUGGCUGCCUAGCGCUACUAGCUUAUAUACUACAAAUAUAUACAGUAUAGGAUGGGGGAAGACGGGACACUUUUUAGCGCGUAAUAUCUGAAUAUGCUGACCGUGCUUUAAACAAUUAACAACGUUUUAUAAAAGUCGUGAGAAUACGGUUUUAUUAUUCUCUGAGUGUUCUUUGUUUACUAUCAAAUUGGACGAGAAAAUAGAAUAAAAAGGUGUCCCAUCUUCCCCCACCCUACUAUAUUGCUUUUAUUUUGUCUUGGUCACAUAGGCGACCACUGUCUCUAUAGUCUGUGUUAUACCAUUAGAGGCUUUGCUUUAGUUCUUUACUCGCAGGGCGCUUUUACUUAUUAGCGUAUGUGUUUAGCUAUUAACAUAUUGUUCUAUUUAAAUAAGCGAUGGAACGUAACUGGUUUUUAACCCCUCUCUCAUUUUUGUUGUCGAUGUUGGUAAUCGUGUAGGGAUGUUGCUGGAUUGUUUUAUAAUAUUAAUACAGCUGUAUACAUAUAGCCUACAUCUAUAUCGUUUGACGCCGUUGCACAGUAGUCAAAUAUUCAUGUAACAUAUAGGUUACCGGCGCGAGGUUCGACGCUGCUACCACUGAGGCAUAUGUGUUGUUGAGCAAGACACUUAAGACAGUUGUUCCAAUCCAGUGGACAAUGUAUUGGUUCUCCAAAUUGUCAGCUUAACGUUAAGAAAGUCAAGAUAUAAAAAAAGUCAGCUACAAAGUAACAACUUUGGUUUGCAAGUA
Messenger RNA from Ciona intestinalis (vase tunicate), 2014 nucleotides. NCBI's taxonomy places the organism in Eukaryota, Metazoa, Chordata, Ascidiacea, Phlebobranchia, Cionidae. The record is from RefSeq and is a predicted model, not a curated record.